Alternaria burnsii is the source of this 1491-nucleotide messenger RNA. RefSeq lists its product as uncharacterized. NCBI's taxonomy places the organism in Eukaryota, Fungi, Ascomycota, Dothideomycetes, Pleosporales, Pleosporaceae. The record is from RefSeq and is a predicted model, not a curated record. Bases 1 to 1491 code for a protein of 496 amino acids. The transcript has 4 exons.
AUGUCGAAAUUGAUUGAGCUCGGGCGCGCAGUACUCAGCUCGCCUGCCACUAAUCACGAGCUGUGGCUCACAACAUUGAUCACCCUCUCAUCAAGAGAGGACGCAACUUACCUACAGCGACUCACUUCACCCCAGUGCCUCGAUUUUUUGAUUUCCGGAAAGACUUGGGUCAAACGUGGACAACAUAUGCACAUCGAAAUAAGACUCAACUUACGCGAGGACUCACUACCCGACAAGCAACUGCAAGACCUCGCGGAUGCUGUCCUUCAUGCACCAGUUUGGGAUCAGCUGAUGUUGAAGCCAACCCAACGAACAGAUACCGCUAUGGAUCCAGGGACGAUACGCUUGGAUGUCAACCAUGCAUCUGCCAUGGGAAUGCAGGGAAAGAAGGAGCGUCACAGACUCUUCUUGGAUGUACCGGCAGCAGAUAUUCGACCGCCCGAGGGUAUUGCAGAGAUUUCACUCCACACGGUACGCCUCUGCGUGGACAUCCUCGAGACAAGCCCGCGCCGGAGGUCCACAACGAAGCGAUCGAAUUCACCUCGAAGCGAGCGAAGAGUAUCAGCUUUAGACGAAGAAGAGUCUGAUACGCUUUUGCACGAGAUGGCUUCCGAGAACUUACUGCAUGAUAUUGACACCGAUCGCAGCCAAACUGCUGUGAGGGCACUGGCAUGUCGGAAAAGAAAACGAUCAGCUACGGAGACCGUGGUGUCGACUCAGUCACACUCACCCGACAAGGACAAAACAUUGAAGCGACCACGCAAACGCCUGAUCGUUGAUUCUUCCAUACAGCUCGGAUGGAAGGCUAAAGCAAGCACUUUCCGUCUAGGCUUAGCAGACGUAGCUCCUGCGAUAUGGAGAACCGGGUAUUUGGUCGCUAUGUCUCAGCGAGCUUGUCUGAUCCCUACUAUUGCUCGUUCCCUUGCUCGAAUCGAUAGCGUAAACUCCAUGUCCAUCUCGCUUAGGGAUAAGAUGAAAAGAUUGAGUCCGAUGGCGCAAGAAACCUGGUCAAGUCUCCCAAGUGACAAAUGGCCAAUUCUUGGAUAUGACGCUGCUGAGAACAACUUAGCCAUCGCGGGGCGUUUAUGGGUGAUAUCACAGAGAAGCCUUCUGGACAAACCCCUGGUUUCAAUUCAGGCAUGUAUUAAUUCUUCUCAUCCAGACCAUCCGGUUUCGGACGACAUGUUGGCAGAAGAGGAGCCACUCUGGCACUAUUCCCGGCGCACUACACCAGACCAGGAUAAUCAUCCGCGUGAAUUGUCCAACGAUGUAUUACCACCGGCCGGGUAUGCUCAAACGAACCCACAGCACGGGAGAUCUAUCGGCAGUCCCUAUCUGAAUAUCGAUGUUCGAGAAAGCGAGGAUGACCUGCUCCUUGACUCAUAUCCUCAGAAUACCAUGGCGAAUACAUUCUGCUCCGCGGACAUGCACUUUCGCACGCCUGAUAUAUCGGAUGAAGAUCUCCUUCCAGCACUUCAUGUCCCCAACUAA